This is a messenger RNA of Elgaria multicarinata webbii, 1038 nucleotides long. It is a transcript of the gene IL12B, whose product is annotated as interleukin 12B. The record is from RefSeq and is a predicted model, not a curated record. NCBI's taxonomy places the organism in Eukaryota, Metazoa, Chordata, Lepidosauria, Squamata, Anguidae. Bases 1 to 1038 code for a protein of 345 amino acids. The transcript has 7 exons. Gene Ontology annotation, molecular function: protein binding.
AUGGUAUGUGUAUCAGUCAUCCUAAUGUCUUUGCUGGCGUUGGCUACUCGUUCAGAAGCAAUACAGGAAGUACGGACAAAUACCCACAUUGUAGAAGUACAGUGGACUUCAAUACCUAUGGAGCCACCUGAACAACGAGUGCUCAUCUGCAAUAUAUCUGAGGAGCAGAACACGUCAGUUUAUUGGACAAAAGACCAGAAAUGGCAAGGAAAUGGCAUGCAUUUGGAAAUAACAGUCAGGGAACCCCCGGAAGCUGGCACUUAUAAUUGUUGGAGUAACACCACACAUAAGCUUUUAAGUUCCACUACCGUGUAUAUUAUGAAGAAAGAUAUGAAUGGGGAAACAGCUGAUGCAAUUCUCAGCAAAUUACCAGAAACAAAUGGCAGAAGCUACUUCAAAUGUAUGGCAAACAAUUACUCUGGGAAGUUCAAAUGUUUUUGGGAACCAGUUAAAGAGGAUUCAGAUUUGAAGUUUAAGGUCCAAACUGGAACUGAACAUCAACCUAAGUCCAAAGAGAGCACUUCGGGAAACAUUGUUUGUGAGGAGCCCGUGAAGAAUGAAGGAAUGUACUCAGUCUCCUGCAGUAAAGAACAUUUCUGCCCAGUGACUGAAGAGUACCACCCAACCGAGAUGGUCCUAGAAGUUUUCCAUGGAGUUGUAUACGAAAAACACACUGACAACUUCUUCUUCAAAGACAUCGUAAAGCCUGACAUUUCAAAGUGCCAGAUUGACAAAAAUGGCUAUUUGACGUUGAUGCCUCCCCCAAAUUGGAGCACCCCAGCUUCUUAUUUUGUACUGACGUACCAGAUCAAAGUUUCUCGAUGCAAGAGCACACUGAGGAAGCCUCAGGUCUUUGAUGUUGAUCGUGCUAUAUUACUUCAAAAUGGAAGUACCCUGAAGUGCUCUUAUCCACAGUGCAGCUCUGACCGGUACUGCUGCUUUAUUCGAUCGAGGGACCUCUAUUACAAACAUUCUCUUUGGAGUGACUGGUCUGAGGUUUGCAGCUAUGAUUUACAAGACUUGGAUGAAAGGGCUUGA